AUGCCCUUGCGCCGCCGUUCCGGCCGCGCCAUCGCCGCCGCGCCAGGCGGCUUCCUCCACCUCUCCCUUCUCGCCUCCCUCCGCCGCCGCCCCUCGCUCCAGGCGCACGCGCAACUCCUGCUCCUGGGCCUCCCGCUGCCCCCCGCCGCGGCCUCCCGCCUCCUCCGCCCGCACCUCCGCGCCGGCCACCCGCUCGCCUCGCUCCGCCUCUUCCUCCGCAUGCUCCGCGACCACCAGCCCGCCCCAAUCGUCCGCACCGCUUCCCAAGAGGAGGAGACCGUCCCCGACUCCCGCUCCCUCUCCGCAGCUCUCGCGGCCUGCUCCCGCCUCGAGUUCCCUUCCGCCGGCUUCUGCACCCACGCCUUCCUCCUCAAGUCGGGAUUCGCCUCCGACAUCUUCGCCGCGAACUCGCUCCUCCAUUUCUACGCCUCGUUCGGUCUCCACGCCCUCGCGCGCAGGCUGUUCGACGAAAUGCCGGCGAGGGACACCGUGUCGUUCAACACCCUGAUCGCUUCGUACGUGCAGUCGGGAUGCGUUGAACGCGCGUUGCGGAUGUUCAGGAACAUGGUAGAGGGAGGGUUCCGGCUGGACGAGUGGACCAUCACGGCGUUGCUGGGCGCCUGUGCUGGGCUAGGUGAUUUGAUGGUGGCCAAAGCUGCGCAUGGGUUUGCCAGCAGGGCAUUGAGGCAUACAUUGUUCGACUCUGCAGAGGUGGUAAUUGGGUUAGUGGACAUGUAUGUUAAGUGCGGUGCAGUGCAGCUCGCCAGGAAGGUGUUUAAUUUGUCUGGGGAGAAGGCGAAGGACGCAAGGGUUUGGAGUGUGAUAGUGUCAGGGUAUGCAAGGGCUGGUGAUAUCGACAUGGCUCGGAAGUUGUUUGAUGAGUUGCCCAAUAAGGAUUUGGUUGCGUGGACAGUUUUGAUCGGUGGAUAUGUGCAGGCAGGUAGAUACAAGGAGGCACUUCUGUUGUUUGAGGAGAUGGAAGCAACAGGACUUGAGGCUGAUGAGGUGACAGUCGUCACCGUGCUUUCAGCUUGUGUCCAGCAUGGUGCGAUUGGUCUAGCAAAGAGGCUCCAUCGUCGUGUGAACCAGAAUGGAUUGGUUAGCCGAAAUGCAACAGUUGCCACCAGCUUCGUGCACAUAUAUGCAAAGCAUGGGUGCAUACAGACAGCUAUGGAUGUGUUUCGUGGAGUCGCUGAUGAAUUCAAGACUGUGGAGUUGUUUAAUGCUAUGGUACAUGGACUCGCUCACCAUGGUCAUGGUGAGAAAGCUAUCUCACUUUUUGAUGAAAUGGAAACCCUGGGGCUCCAACCUGAUGACAUCACAUUUGUGGGAGUCCUGUGCGCAUGCAGUCACAGUAACUUGGUCGAACAAGGGUGUAAGAUGUUCUCAUCAAUGUCGGACAAGUACGGUGUCAAACCAAAUGUCAAGCAUCACACUUGCAUGGCUGAUCUCCUUGGAAGAGCUGGACAGAUCGACGACGCUUACAGCUUUAUCCAGAAUAUGCCUUUCCAAGCAAAUCUUGUGGUAUGGUCAUCUCUUCUGACAGCAUGCAAGAUCCAUGGAAAUAACAAGAUUAAGAAUCUUGUAGAGAGGCAAAUUCUCAGGUUAGAUGCUACAUACAAGCCUGAAAAGCUAACCUUAUCUGGCUUAUUUUCUGAUAAGAAGAGGAAAGAGCUAUCUGCGAGGGGACAAUGCAAGGCUGGUGGCUCUUCAAAGACUUACGUUCUGAAGCUGGACAUGCACUGCCAAUGCAACGGCUGUGUCAAGAAGAUCAAGGACGGGGUGAAGGAGAUCGGCAUUUCACAAGCUACAGGGGUGGAGCGAGCUGAUGUUUCAGCAGAGACGGGAGAGGUGAAGGUGAGAGUGACGGGUGGAAUGGACAUGGACCCAGAGAAGCUCUGCUGCCUGCUGCAGGAGGCAACCAAGAAGAAGUGUGUGAGGAUAGUACUCGAAGAAGAGAGCGUCCCAUCGCCAGGACCACGACUCAUUGGAAGGCCUGGGCAAACCAAGAACACCUCUAUGUCUGGUCAGUGUAACGAUCGGGCCAACAGCAACCCACAGUCCAUUGGACUGGCACCAAGAAAACAAUGGUAUUAUACUAGUGCAAAGUGGGGUGAAGCCGUGAAGGGUGAAGUGACACGGAAGCUGGGUGUAGCAUGUCAACCACGCAAGGCAAAGGGGAAAAACGACCCGGAAAAGGCCAAUUUGUGUAGUCUUGAGUCUUCGGCAGUUAGCUGCUGCCUGGUCCCUGAUCUGGUCUACUCUUGGUCCUGCACUCGUGCUCUUGCAUUGCUGAGAUGGGAUGGGAAGAAAGGGACGCGAAGAGGAAAGGAAGAAGAGGGAAUUGAAGUUGAGGAUGGAGGGGAGCAGGCGGUGGAAGAGAUAGUGGAUGGAGUCGAUGGCUUUAGUAAAAAAAAUAAAGGCACUUUAUAUAUGGGGUGGACAUGGCAUAGAUGGGCUCUUAGUAUACCUCCUAGUAAUCGGUCUGGGCAGGGGGACUGUCCCAUACAUGACCCGAGCAAAAGGUGGCCUAAGCAUGUAAGGUGCCAAGCUGACCGGUGUUUUUGGGAUGAGGCUGCUAACACCGCCUGUUACUUGAUCAACCGGUCACCUUCUAUCCCACUUAAUAAGAAAACUCCCAUUGAGGUAUGGUCUGGUAUGCCUGCUGAUUAUUCACAGUUGAGAGUUUUCGGUUGCACAGUUUAUGCUCAUGUUGAUAAUGGAAAGCUAGAACCUAGAGCCAUUAAGUGUCUGUUUCUGGGUUAUGCUUCUGGAGUUAAAGGAUAUAAGUUAUGGAAUCCUAAAACUAAAAAGACUUUCAUGAGCAGGAACAUUGUUUUCAAUGACUCUGUUAUGUUUAAUGACAGCUUGUCCACAGAUGUUUCACUAGUUGGUUCUGAUGAGGAGCAGGAAUAUGUUAGUGUGCAGCCUCAAAAUCAGUCUAUUGCAGAUCGCAGAACAGAGAGGAGUUGUGGACCUCGUCCACGUUUAAUUGAGGAAUGUGAUAUUGUUCAUUAUGCCUUUAGUUGUGCUGAACAGGAUGAGAACAUUCAUGAGCCGGCUACAUACACUGAAGCUGUUGUUUCUGGUGAUCCUUUACAAUGUGCUAGUACGGAUGAGGAUUUUGAGUACAUGUCAAGAGUUUCAUAUUCUAGUGUUGUUGGUUCUUUGAUGUAUGCCAUGGUUUGCUCUCGUCCUGAUUUAUCAUAUGCUAUGAGUUUGGUUAGUAGAUACAUGGCUAAUCCUGGUAAAUAA
Miscanthus lutarioriparius is the source of this 3255-nucleotide messenger RNA. NCBI's taxonomy places the organism in Eukaryota, Viridiplantae, Streptophyta, Magnoliopsida, Poales, Poaceae. The record is from the annotation of a GenBank genome assembly.